This is a messenger RNA of Astrephomene gubernaculifera, 798 nucleotides long. Lineage: Eukaryota; Viridiplantae; Chlorophyta; Chlorophyceae; Chlamydomonadales; Astrephomenaceae. The record is from the annotation of a GenBank genome assembly.
AGAAGUUUGUGCUGCUCACUUAUAUCUGAAAUAGAAGACGCAUUGUUGAACCGGGUACAUUGCGAAGGAGACCAAACUUUACUAUUCAGUCUUUGGCAAUAAUGUCUACCAGCGUGUAAAGUACUAGUAGCUAAUUUUCGUUUGUUACUGUUGACUUGUGACCUUGCACCUCUGCCGGGGUGCUAAAAGCACCCCGGGCCGCCAAAUCUCUGUUGAUAAGCUUGGGCAAGCAGCUUUAGCAUGGCAAACCGGACCGAUCCCCUUGCUAAGACUGUUCAUGGGACGAACCCGCAGAACCUUGUGGAGUACAUUGUCCGGCAAAAGAUUUACCAAACCGUGUAUUGGAAAGAGAAAUGCUUUGCGUUGACUGCGGAGUCCUUGCUCGAGGUGGCAGUGAACCUCAAGAGCGUGGGGGGCACAGUCGGGGGCCAGAGAAAACCCUCGGACUUUCUUUGCUUGCUCCUCAAGAUGCUCCAAAUCCAGCCCGAUAAGGAGAUCAUCAUUGAGUACAUAAAAAAUGAGGACUUCAAAUACGUCCGUAUUCUUGGCGCCUUCUACAUGCGGCUGGUUGGCAAGCCGCUGGAGGUGUACCAGUACCUGGAGCCCCUCUACAACGACUACCGCAAGGUCGGUGGGCGCCAGCAACACGACCAACACGACCUGCCGAAUGCAUGACACGACACUGCACACUAGUCUCCCAAACAUGCAACACUUCAGGUGGCGCACUGUCGCCACCGGAACAAACACUGUGGCUGUGCCACCCGCGCACUACAUAUGCCCCCCGCCCCACACCCGGCC